Mangifera indica (mango) is the source of this 1291-nucleotide messenger RNA. Its product is annotated as E3 ubiquitin-protein ligase BAH1. The record is from RefSeq and is a predicted model, not a curated record. Bases 150 to 1109 code for a protein of 319 amino acids. Lineage: Eukaryota; Viridiplantae; Streptophyta; Magnoliopsida; Sapindales; Anacardiaceae. The transcript has 6 exons.
GUCAGUAUGCGUGUAUCUGUAAACAAAAGAGAAGGAAACAGAUAGAGAAGUUUCAAGUAUUACCAGAGAAAACUUAGGAAUCAAUUUCUCUUCUACGUUGUUUAUUAUUUAUCUGACCGAUAUUAGGAAAUUUUAGGCAUCAAUCAGCUAUGAAGUUCUGCAAGAAAUAUCGAGAGUACAUGCAAGGUCAGGAUGAGAAAAAACUGCCUGGCCUGGGUAUCAAAAACCUCAAGAAGAUCCUCAAAAACUGCAGGAGAGACUUUCAGUCUCAAAAUCACCUUCAUGACGUCCAAACAUGCCCUCACCAAUGCUCUGUGUGCGAUGGGACCUUCUUCCCUUCCCUUCUCAAUGGAAUGUCAGCUGUAGUAGGCUGCUUCAAUGAACGUGCACAGAAAUUGCUUGAGAUUCAUUUGGCUUCUGGCUUGUCAAAGUGUUUAAUUUGGUUUAAAGGCAAGAACCAUGGUGCUUUAAUUCAAGAAGGCAAGGAUUUGGUUAAUUAUGCACUAAUUAAUGCCAUCGCAAUUAGAAAAAUACUGAAGAAAUAUGAUAAGAUUCACUACUCUAAGCAAGGUCAAGCCUUCAGGUCUCAAGCUCAAAGUAUGCACAUUGAAAUUCUACAGUCACCUUGGCUAUGUGAGCUUAUGGCUUUCCACAUCAAUUUGAGGGAAACAGAAGUCAGCCCGAGUAAGGCCCCUGCAUUUUUUGAAGGGUGCGAUCUUACUUUUUGUGAUGGCAAACCAUCACUCUCUUGCCAGCUAUUUGAUUCUGUCAAGCUCGAUAUUGACUUGACUUGUUCUAUUUGCUUGGACACAGUGUUCGAUCCAGUCUCUCUGACAUGCGGUCAUAUAUUCUGCUACUUGUGUGCUUGCUCCGCUGCAUCAGUCACCAUUGUUGAUGGACUAAAGGAAGCAGAUCCUAAGGGAAAAUGCCCUCUGUGCCGAGAGGCAGGAGUGUAUGAAGGUGCUGUACACUUGGAAGAGCUUAGUAUCCUAUUAAGCAGAAGCUGUCAGGAAUACUGGGAGGAAAGGCUUCGAACAGAAAGAGUGGAGAGGAUUAGGCAAACAAAGGAGCAUUGGGAGCUCCAGUGUCGGUCAUUUAUGGGGGUCUAAUUAGGCACCUAGCUCUUUUCCAAUAUUAGUUCCAGGUAAAAACUAAGAAAUCUUCGGUAAUUAUAAUGUUUUUGUGGAAUUUGUAUAUAUUUUCGUGUAGAGGAGCAACCAGGUUUUCUGAGUAGGAUGUAAUUGUUUGGGGUAAUUAUCUUUUUAAUGUACAUUACGGAGUUCAUAUUUAA